Molecule: messenger RNA, 1519 nt
Organism: Exophiala viscosa
Lineage: Eukaryota; Fungi; Ascomycota; Eurotiomycetes; Chaetothyriales; Herpotrichiellaceae
Product: microsomal epoxide hydrolase
Exons: 1
Coding region: 229-1452 (407 amino acids)
Biological process (GO): epoxide metabolic process
Molecular function (GO): epoxide hydrolase activity
Source: RefSeq, a predicted model, not a curated record
ACUCCAGCUUUCGAAACCGUGAACAGCAGGCUACCCGCCUGAUUUCCAAGAAUCCCUGGAUGAUGUGAAUGUCAAACUAUGAUGCAGCGAAGCGCGUAUAGGGUUAUUUUGCACAAAGAUAUAUAUCGUCUGCAUUGAAGCAAGGUAAGGACUUAUCUUCUAUCAUCAGUAUAUAUUCUACCUGUUUUGUGAGUUGACCCCAAACACGAAACAAACUCACAUUCCAUCAUGGCUACUUCAAUUGAGCAAUAUACCAUUUCUGUACCGGAACCAGACAUCCAAAAGCUCAAUGACAAACUCGACAGCGCCAUUUUUCCUGAUGAACUGGACGAAGCAGAAUGGGAUUAUGGUUCACCACUCAAUGAUAUCCAGCGACUAACAAAAUACUGGUGCCAUGACUUUGACUGGCGCAGUGCCGAAGAGAAACUCAACAAACUCCCUCACUUUGUCACCCAAGUCCAAUGUGAAGGCUAUGAAUCCCUCAAAAUUCAUUUCCUACACAAAAAGUCCACUGUUAAAGGAGCAAUACCUCUAAUCUUCGUCCAUGGGUGGCCGGGCAAUUUUCUCGAAGCCACCAAAAUUAUCGACUCCUUGUCCUCGUCGAAAGAUGGCCAGGUCUCUUUCCACGUUGUCGCACCCUCACUACCAAACUUUGGCUUCUCGGAAGGAACCAAGAAACGAGGCUUCGCGAUCAAUCAAUACGCCGAGACCAUGCACAAAUUAAUGCUUCGACUAGGGUACAGCGAAUACGUCACACAGGGAGGAGACUGGGGCUGGUCUAUCACUCGAGCUAUGUCUCUACUUUACCCUCAACAUUGCAGAGCUACACAUCUGAAUAUGGACGCUGCGGACCCUCCCACAUUCCUGAAGCACCCAUUCCUCGCCAUCGAGGCCGCCCUGCGCCCCUUGUCCGAGCGGGAAAAGCAAGGCGUCGCGCGAAGCGAGUGGUUUGAGAAGGAAGGCUUUGGGUACAAUCUCCAGCAGCGCACAAAACCUCAGACUCUUGCGUACGGUCUUGCCGACAGUCCCGUGGCACUUUUGGCGUGGAUCUACGAGAAAUUGCACGAUUGGACAGACAGCUACCCCUGGACCGACGAAGAAGUCUGCACCUGGAUCUCCAUCUACUGGUUCAGUACCGCUGGUCCAGCCGCGAGCUGUAGAAUCUACCACGAGACGGGCCGGAGUGGACCCUGGGGAGAGAGAUUGACCAGGGACACGCUUAAACAGUGGCAGCCUGUUAAACUUGGACUCAGUCAUUUCCCACGCGAUAUCAGUGUCAUGCACAGUGCGUGGACUAGGACACUGGGAAACUGUGUCUUCGAGAAAGAUCAUACAAAUGGUGGGCACUUCGCUGCCUGGGAGCGCCCCGAGGACAUUGUGUCCGACUUGCGAGAGAUGUUCGGCAAGGGAGGCGGUGCGUAUGGAGUGGUAGAUGGGAAGACUGGUUAUUGAGUAACAUACGUGUCAAUGCAUUUAGGCACUGACAUGAAGCGUUGACGGGCGUGACUGAUAUUGGCAA